Harpegnathos saltator (Jerdon's jumping ant) is the source of this 5024-nucleotide messenger RNA. RefSeq lists its product as uncharacterized. The record is from RefSeq and is a predicted model, not a curated record. The coding region runs from base 129 to 3932 and encodes 1267 amino acids. The transcript has 3 exons. Lineage: Eukaryota; Metazoa; Arthropoda; Insecta; Hymenoptera; Formicidae.
AAACGGUUUUAUGCGUAUGUAGGAAUAUAUAUACAUAUAUGUAUGUAUAUGUAUAUUAUAUAUGUAAACGGCAAUCGAUUACCUCGUGUGCCUCCGUUUAAUUUCAUUCGAGAGUAACGUUGUAUAACAUGAUGGUGAUCAAUGCAAUAACUCUAACUGUCUUUAUUGUAACUGGAAUAACGCUUGUGACGUGUGCAGUCUCCAUAGACAAACGACGUCCGGAAUCAAGAAAGACAGAAACUGGGAAGGGGGUUGGACACAAACGCCACGAUGACAAUACUUCGGAUGGCCUGGCUCUUGCUCUUUCAGACUUCGAAGUCGUGCGCAGAUCGUUGGGUCCAGUGCCAGCCCAGAAAUAUAUGAACAAACCAAAUUCUCCGUUAACGGAAGGCGGCAAGAACAGAAAAAUAAUAGAAAAGUUGAAACUGUCAGUGACACUCCGUGAAAACAUACGUUACAUUUUCUCGUACUUACUGUACGGUCAUGAGAAUGGAUUGACGGAAGAACAAUAUGCAUCCUUGCACAUGCUUUAUGAUAUCCUGAGAAAAAGGAUGGUGCAUGUGUACAACAUGUUGCAUAUUCUGCCUAAAUUAGAAAACAAGGACAAGAAUCAGCAGACAAAGAUCGUAUUGUCGUCAAUGAUAGAAAAUCUUCCGCCGUAUCUUUCGUGUACGGCUAAAUUCCUCAUCGGCGAGAUACAAUUGAAGAAAAUCAAUUUGAACGUAUUGCUACGGCCAACGAAAUCCGAGAGAUUCAAUUACUUAGCCAAUAUCAGUCGGGACUCGAUUGUUCAAAGUAAAACAAAAGAUACUGAAGAAGAAUUAAGAGAGCACGAUAAAUAUUCAAACAUCACUCAGAAAGCCCUCGGUCCGAUGUUUGCGAAACUCCUUCAUAUUUUGCACACAAGCACCGGAUCUCUGUCGCAGGAACUAUUCGGUCUGAUAUUGAUGAACUUACCAACAUCUAACGACGAUCCUGUACUCGAAGAGAACAUCAGAUAUCUAUAUGAAGUGACCGGAAAUAAUCUUAUUAUAAACUGGGAUUUCAUCGGAAAUGAUCCCGUCGGCAAGGAUGCCUAUACGCUCGUGUUUUCUGUGCUCUCCAAGAUUCUUAACAAUCCAAGCACAGAUACCGCGGUAAAAAACGCAGCAGUCUACGUGUACAAUCACUUGAAGAUCACUCCUUCGAUUUACGAUAAUCCGAACUUUAAGUAUACGUACAACCUGAUUAAACAAGACUUGGACUUGGGACUAUUGCUCUCAGCCAUUGUUCCGCAAGAAUUCGAUGAGGAUGCAAUCCGCAUGAAGGAUCAUCUGCUGAGGUACUUCAUGCAGAAUUACAGGAAUAAAGAUCUGGAUGAAGCCGUCAAGGGAUUCAACAGAUUUGGCUACGACAAUCCCUUGGAUCUUCUUAUGGCGUUCCUAACGAGAAUAUUGAAUCGCAUUCCGGCGUCGAAAAUAGAGAUUCUACAGCCGGCUGCAGCUCUGCUUUCAGCUGUAAUCAUGAAGAAGCACGUCCGGACUUUCACGCCCUUUGUAUCGCCCGAAGUUGAUAUACUGAUACUUUUGGAAUCUCUCAGGAAUCCCGAUCUAAAUCCGAUGCUUCCAAAAUUAGUGGAUUCCAUCAAACUCGAGCUGACUUCGCAUCCACGAAUGUCCGUGCUUCUGAGCACCUUGAUACCAACGGAGAAAGAUAAAUGCCUAACAGCCAGGCAAUGCCUGAUAAAUACGUUCCAGCAGAUACAAAGAUUGCACGCCCACUUGCCUAUAACCUUGGCAACGAAGAUUCAAAAUGUACUAUACAUUCUGCAAACAACCGUGCAAACACACACAUUUUCCAUGCAAUAUUCCAUGGUGCCGCAGAAUGUAGAUUUCUAUAAUAUGGGCCCGAAGAAUCCAACUAUGAUGAAUGAUGUGAAUAGUAUGAUAACUAAACUAGACGUAUCGUAUGCAUGGAACGUAAAUAAAUAUAUCGGCGAAAUGGGUCCCCACACGCAGGAGAAGUCGACUGAACGAGAACGAGAAAAUCCCACAAUUACUGCGUCCGUGGAAACGAAAGAACCUGCUAUCUUAAGCCCGUUACUCCACUCGACGUCUCCUCAGACUUUCUACAGCACGACGCGUCACACAACAACCAUGGAAAGUAUUCCGGAAGAAUUUAAUUUCGAGACUGAAUACUCUCAUGCUCCAGAAAUGAUUGAGUCAUCGCGAAAAUCGUCUUAUAAUAUACUACCGCCAAUCCCCAAACACGCAUUAAAACCGGGAAAACUUUACGAACAUGUGACACAUAUUGCACCUUAUAGCUCCAUGUCUCCGGAGUCGUCCGAAGAAAUAUCUGAAAACACCGCGCCGAAACUUUCGCUCGAAGAAACGUCGGUCUCUGGAAAUAUAUCAGCUGCGAUAGUAUUGCCGCCGCUUAUAAAACCCAAUCGUCCUCUCGCGGUACAACUGUCCAAUAAUGGCGUUCCCGUUGUAACGACAGAUGAGCGUCACGACGGUACAGAACCUGAAAUUGUUCUGCCAGAAAUCCAGCUACUUCUCAAAUCUCCCGAUGUAGACAAUUUCUUCGAGAAAGUCGACACACCGAUAGCAACGCGCGUACUACGGCCACUGUCUGCCAUAUUCGGUAAGAAUUACAUCAGCAAGAUCCUGAAGGACGUGAACCCGAGACUUUACCCCACGAAUAUCGCCUUGCUGACGGCGUUAUUUAAAAGAGCCAAGAACCAUCCACAAGUGGCGAAAAUGCCGGAGCUGAUGAGCUCAAUUCGCGAGUACAUCGCCGGUAUGGAAUACGUCUGUCCGACUAUACUCCUGCCCAUCGUCAUUUCGUUAAAGAGGCUAACAUCGGAUGUCGUGUAUUCCACGUUCAAUCCGUACGACCUUACGCAUAGUGAAAUCAGCGAAAACCCGCCUGACGACAGCUCAUCCGACACUGUCACCAUUCCUCUCGUCAAUCCUACAACAUGGCUACAACCGAUCAAUCCGUCCGAUCCUUACACCGAUUUACUGCCCACCUUGCCGAAGGACGACGCUUUCGGAAAGAAGUUACGGGUCCUCAAGAGAAUCCUAACGCACGAGAAGAUCACGGAAAUACUCGGGCCAGAUUUCAAACCACUCUUGUAUCCGAAUAAAGGUGCGCUUUUCACAACGCUUUUGCACAAAUUGCAGAAAGUUAAAGCGAUCCAAUCGAACGCCUCGCUAAAGUCCAUAAUCGACUUGUAUAUACACGCGGUUCAAAUAUCGUCGAUGAACACCAAGGUGUCUGAGAGUAACCUCUUGAAGAUGAUGUCGGAAUCCACGGGUCACUGGCAGCCUGAAUUAACCAGUUUGACCUACGCCUUGCCGGUACCCAAAAGCGACGCCGAGAUCGCCAUGAUAAAGACGAUGCAAGAUUUCCUCGUCAAUCCUGAUCUUUUAGAAAAAUUGCGCAUGGCUAAACCUCCGAUGACCAUGUCUCGCGGAGAAUUUUUGCGUAAAAUUAUCCAGAAGGUAUUGUCCAGCAAUAUGCAUCUGGAGAAACGAAUUCUGAAAGCGCUUAAAUACUACAAAGACAAAGUGAUGAUCAGCGAUAUGGGUGCUCUGCCGAUCAUAUGGAUGUGGGUCCAGGUGUACGUGGUUAAGGCUGAGGUGAAACUCGGCGAUAUGAUUCAGAAAACGUUGGACUUUGAUCGAUUGCCGUACCAGGAGAAAUUGGCGUACAACAAUCUAGUGACAUAUUUAGCGGAGAAUCCUCACUUCCUCCAGAACAACGAGGACUUUGCAUUUGAGAAAUACAAGACGCAAGGAGAAUUUGUUAAAGCUUUCUUGAAAUAUUUACUGAAGAAGGCACAAGUUAGCGAUCACAUUAAGAAGAAUAUUCGUAUGUUACUCCCACGUGUGGUGCUAACUGGACCAGGAGCGGUCCCGUUGCCAAGCUUUUCUGAAUCCUUUUGAAAGAGCGAUAAGUAUCGGGUCAGUCAAAAAAUUCAAGUCUAGAACGUUGUCGAAGGUAAUGAUAACACUUGCUUGAUAAAUGAGUAAUUUAUUUCAUUAAAAGCAAUAAUGUUAAAUUUGACUAAAAAAUUAAACGACUGACCCAACGAUAUAAUUUAAUGGUAUAAUUCUUUGUAAAAAGCGCAAAUCUUUGAAAACGCUAUUCAGAGUUUCAUGUUAUAUGUUAUAUUUUAUAUAUUAUAAUUAUAUUAUCGAUGAGCUUCCUGUGACUACGCUUCACGUAUAAGAGAUCAAAGGUUACCGAUUGUUUAAUUUAAAAUUGCGGAAAGAGUGAUGCAUAUGAGCGAUACAUGUAAGCCCGUUCUCAAUAUAGUUUGUAAGGAGGGAAAAAACAGAAAUCUAAUAUGUGCCGACAAGUUUGCCCCACCGUUUCUUCUUCACUCUCUAUAUUUAUAUUUACGCCGUGUACUCUCUAUUUCUGCUUCCACUGUCAAUCUCCAAUAUGCGAUUCUAGUGCGUCGUCACAUGAUUAUUUCGAUAUGGCAAAACGAUUACGUGUCGCGCGUUAUACAUUUUACUCAAAGACAGACGGAGUGAAGGCGCGCACAAUUUCAAAGAAACAAAUAGAUAUGCGAGUCGAUGUAACGAGGUGGCUUCGCCGCAAUAAAAAUGGAACAGACGCGUGACACGCGAAGCGGAACGAAACGAGAAGCGGAAGCGACGGUAGGGAUUAUUUAUUUUGCACGGCGACCGCAACCCGCGGGGAUAUUUUCCGCGAGACGGCCGACCAAACUGUCUGGAAAACGAGGAAAAAUUACAUCAGUGAAAAAUAAUAAACCCCGACCUGCCUUCGCGUGAUCGAAGCGAACUGUAAGCUAUCAAAAUAAGGGGCAACGAUAACGACAUUGACGAUAGAUGGUACGAAUGUUCGUCCUCGCUGAGAAGAGGGUCAACUAUGCACGCUUGGUUUAUGACGUUGCCUAUAAACGGCGAGAGCUUAAACAGCUAUAUACAGAGUCAGCGUCUGGGUAAGCGGCGCUCGAAGCGAAACUAAGAGCUGUCGUCACGGGAGAAAGAAAGAAAAAAAAAAAA